CUGGUGUCAGGGAAUAAAUGAAAGCUCGAGGCGCUGAACUCGUUUUCACACUCAGAGGAGAGAGCGGGGAGACCGGGCUGAGAGAGACAGACGAGCCACAGACCGAUACACCGCCGUUAACCUGCUGAUUUACGAGAUUUUUGAGCUGCCAUGCCUGCUAAAAAAGCCCCAAAGAGACAAAAAGAGGUUGAGGCGGAGGACUCUGCAGCCUUAAAAAAAUUGAAAGUGUCUCACAAGAGUCAUGGACAAGAAAAGGGACUGGUCCUGGUUCUUGGACAGGGAGAUGUGGGUCAGCUAGGCCUGGGAGAAGAUGUGCUAGAAAGGAAGAAACCAGCUCUGGUGAAUCUCCCAGAAAGCAUUGUGCAGGCAGUGGCAGGGGGCAUGCACACAGUUUGCCUCAGUGACACAGGAAAUGUCUACACCUUUGGCUGUAAUGAUGAGGGCGCUCUGGGUAGGGAUACGUCAGAGGAGGGCACAGAGAUGGUUCCGGCUAAGGUGGAGCUAGCAGAGAAGAUUGUGCAGGUGUCUGCGGGGGAUAGCCACACUGCUGCUCUGACGGAGGAAGGAACGGUCUUCGUCUGGGGCUCUUUCAGGGAUAACAACGGUAUUAUUGGUCUUCUUGAACCUAUGAAAAAAUGUACCGUACCUACCAAAGUCCCCCUGGACAAAGCUGUGAUCAAAAUUGCAUCAGGGAAUGACCACCUGGUGAUGCUGACUGUGAAUGGAGAAAUCUACACCUCUGGCUGUGGAGAACAGGGCCAGCUAGGGAGAGUCCCAGAGCGCUUCGCCAAUCGAGGGGGCAGGAAGGGAUUAAUGAGGUUACUGGAGCCGCAAAUGGUCAUCAUCAAGCCUCGAGGGAAGGUUCACUUCACUGAUGUCUUCUGUGGGGCAUACUUCACUUUUGCUGUUUCUAAGGAUGGCCAUGUCUAUGGCUUUGGCCUUUCCAACUAUCACCAGCUUGGUACCCGAAGCGUAAACACAUGUUUUGUACCAGUAAAGCUCACUGCUUUCAAGAACUCCACUACCACCUGGGUAGGUUUCUCUGGAGGACAGCACCACACUGUCUGCUUGGACUCUGAAGGACAAGUUUACAGUCUUGGUCGGGCCGAGUACGGGCGUUUGGGCCUGGGAGACGGUGCUGAGGAGAAGAGUGAGCCCACACCAGUUAAAGGGAUCAGUGGGGCCUGCGUGGUGGCUUGUGGGGCAUCUGUGAGCUACGCAGUCACUAAACAAGGCUCGGUCUUUGCUUGGGGCAUGGGCACCAACUUGCAGCUGGGUACAGGGGAAGAGGAGGAUCUGUGGAGUCCAGUAGAGAUGUCUGGAAAACAACUAGAGAAUCGAGUAGUUCUGUCAGCCUCCAGUGGAGGGCAGCAUACGGUCUUGCUGGUCAAGGACAAGCAGGAGAGCUGAUAUUAAACCUGAAUCUGGUGGAGCUGGGCUGGAACUACUGUGUCAGUGGUAACUGUAAAACCAUAGCUUGAACCGGGAUGGGGACUCUGUGGUUGCUAAGACUUCCUGUACUGAACCAAGCCAGCCAAUUGGCGAGAUGGUGAUUAUUUGAUGAGGGAAAGAUGGGUGGGGUCUCAUCUGAUUUAAACUUUCUUCCACUUUGUGGAGAGCUCAAACCUUCACUGGAUAUGUUCCGGUAGAUCACGAUAAAAGAGUAUUUUUUUAAAACUAAUUUUUUGCUUCAUUUUUUUCUUAAUUCUUAAGUCAUGGGUGUUGUGAGGACUGCCAGCUGUGAGUAAACAUAUGCAUGUGAGUGCUGAGGAAUUAUUUGAUAGUUCAACAGGUCUUUUAGAAAGUUCUCUGCAGUGCAGUUUUAAUAUGUCAUGUUUUUUAUUUUUGGUCAGAGCAAUAAGUCUAUGCAGCUACAAUGCGAUCUUUACAUUUUUACAGGAAAAAAAAGAUUGAUUUGGCAUUGCUGUAAAUUGUAUGAUGCUGUUUUCCUUAAAAUGCGAAUACAAAUUGUUGAUUGCAUCCAUGAUGUGCCGGCCCUAUGGGAAGUAAUAAAAAUUUAAAUCUUUUCAAA
Molecule: messenger RNA, 2032 nt
Organism: Astyanax mexicanus (Mexican tetra)
Lineage: Eukaryota; Metazoa; Chordata; Actinopteri; Characiformes; Acestrorhamphidae
Gene: rcc1
Product: regulator of chromosome condensation 1
Exons: 10
Coding region: 151-1410 (419 amino acids)
Cellular component (GO): cytoplasm
Molecular function (GO): guanyl-nucleotide exchange factor activity
Source: RefSeq, a predicted model, not a curated record